Linderina pennispora is the source of this 1026-nucleotide messenger RNA. Its product is annotated as PLC-like phosphodiesterase. Lineage: Eukaryota; Fungi; Kickxellomycota; Kickxellomycetes; Kickxellales; Kickxellaceae. The transcript has a single exon. Gene Ontology annotation, biological process: lipid metabolic process. Bases 1 to 1026 code for a protein of 341 amino acids. Gene Ontology annotation, molecular function: phosphoric diester hydrolase activity. The record is from RefSeq and is a predicted model, not a curated record.
AUGAAACUACUCUUCGUCUUACCGCUGAUCCUUGUGUCUUCUGUGUUUUCGCUCAAGUGCCACAGUCAGCAAACGUGUGCGGGGCAUGCCGCUCUGUGCGCCAAGCCGUACAACAAGGUGUCCUUUGCCACCACCCACAAUGCGUACUCAUAUGCACCACCGGCCGGCAGCCCAGCGCUAAACCAAGAGCGCACAAUCCAGCAGCAGCUCGACGACGGCAUCCGCGCCUUCAUGCUCGACACGCACAAGCCCCUGGAAAUCACAGGAGUGUGGAACAAGAUCGUCGCGUGGUUCCAAACCACCUUCCACCGCACAAACGCCGCCGAUGCGCCCGAAAUCAAAGGCGUGCAUCUCUGCCAUCAGUCAUGCGCGCUUGUGGAUAAGGGCACAUUGUACGACACACUGAAGGUGUUCAGGCAGUUCCUCAAUGAGAAUCCGGGCGAAGUCGUGACGUUUAUUAUCGAGAACUUUGAUGCAUUCGAGGCAAGCCAGCUCAGCCCCAGCUUCAAGCUCGCCGACCUUGAGCGCUCGGCAUUCGCGCCCACAUGGGAGCACUCCACAAGUAACCAAAACUACACGUGGCCGACACUCGGGGAGAUGGUCGACAGAGACCAGCGCCUGGUUGUGUUCGUCGACAGCCAUACCGACACCGCAAAGGUGCCCUAUCUGCUUGCUGAAUGGGACUACGUGAUCGAAACACCAUACGCCAACAUCCACCCAGUCAGCGAGUUCCCGUGUACGCAGGACCGGCCACGCGACCAUGUCCCACGCGACCUGCUUGUGGUCAACCACUUCACAUAUAAUCGCAUCACCAUUGGUGAUAACAAUAUCGAUGUGCCACUGACGGCGAAACAGCUGCAAAAGUACGGGUACAAUAGCAAGGAGCAGGUGCAGACUCAUCUCGAUACAUGCACAAAGGUUUGGGGCGCCGAGCGGGUGCCAAACUUUAUUACUCUGGACUACUACGACGUCAGCGGCUCAACGCUGCUUGACACAGUGAAUAGGGUUAAUGGUGUUAGUUCAUAG